CGGAGGAGGAGGAGAAGCUCGCAAUGGGCUCGAGGCCUCAUCUUCUCGCAUUGCUCUCGGCACUAGCAGCAUUAGCAGCGCUGGGGGGAGCUUGGGCAGCUCGCAGCGAUGCCGCGAUUCUACUCGACGUGAAGCGCGGCUUGGAUCCCAGAGGUGAGGUUUUGGCGUCGUGGGUCGCGGGCAAAGAUCCGUGUGGGGCGGAGGAUGGAUUCGUGGGCGUGGCCUGUGACUCGCGAGGAAGGGUCACCAACGUUUCUUUGCAAGGCAGAGGUCUCGAGGGAAGCAUUCCAGGGGCCAUUGGCGAGCUCUCCUCGCUCACAGCUUUGUAUCUUCACUACAACAGCCUCUCCGGGAGCAUUCCAUCGUCACUGGCAUCGCUCACUGGUCUCACCGACGUCUAUCUCAACGUCAACAAGCUCUCGGGUGCCAUUCCUUCGCAGCUCACCUCUCUUCGCAACCUCCAAGCUCUCCAGCUCUGCUGCAAUGAUCUGAGUGGUCCCAUCCCUGACGCGCUGGGUCAUCUCGGCUUGCUCAAUCUCCUGGCACUGCAGCACAACCAUCUCGACGGACGGAUCCCCGCCUCGCUGGGCCAGCUCUCGUCGCUCAAGCACUUGGACCUCAGCUUCAACAGUCUCUCGGGUCCCAUUCCCGCGGCACUAAACAACUUGGCCCAGAUCACUGUUCUGGAUGUUCGCAGCAACAAACUCUCGGGCUAUGUCCCAGCAGGACUGCGAAGCUUGGAAACUGGAUUUGCCUACAGCAACAACACUGGCUUGUGCGGUGUGGGCUUUCCAAGUCUUCCUUACUGCAGCGGCUCCGGAGCAUCAUCCUUGCAGCGUCCACAGCCUUUUGGAGCGGUCGCUCCGGAGCAUGCUGCUACGGGCCCUUCGACAGCCACGAAUCCUCGAGCUCGCGGCCGCAUUCCAAAUCUCGUGGAGCCGCAAGCCAAGCCAGGGAACGCUGCCACCGUUGCUCAAACCGUAGCCAAGCGUGCUCCUCUCUCCACAAACUCCUCGUCCAGGAUCCCGCAGAUGGCUGUCAUCGGCGGCGUCGUGGCCGUCACCGGCGGAGUGCUGCUUGCGAUGCUCAUGUCGUUCGUGUGGUUUCGGAGGCACAAGCAGAGAAUCAGCAGCACUCAUGACAGCAGCGGCGGGAUCAAGGUGGCGACCAUGGACAUUCUCUCUCCGGAGCAGACCAAGAGCAAGAGCGGCGGCGAUGGCGGCGGCAAAGGCAGCAGUCUCCACCUGGUGGCGCCGCUGGCCAUGCAAAGCAUCAACGCACCGAAGAGCCUGGUUGGAUCCUCGAUGAGGAGCUUCCAGUAUCGGCUGGAGGAACUGGAGGUGGCGACGAACUAUUUCUCGGAUAAGUACCUCCUGGCCAGGAAGAGCAGCCUGUCGAUCUACAGGGCGGUGGUGAGGGACGGAUCCACCGCCGUGAUCAAGUACUUCACCAAGACGAGAUUCGUGGGUGGCGAGGAGGAGUUUGAGGCCGCGCUGAGCUCCUUCGUGCAGCUCAAGCAUGACAAUCUCGUCAAGCUCAAGGGCUUUUGCUGCGUCCAAGGAGGACUCCAGUGCUACCUCGUCUAUGACUUCGUGCCGAAUGGAUCGCUCUUCGAGCACUUGCACGGCCCAAGCGUGUCACCUUUGGACUGGGGAACCAGAGUCCAGAUCGCCCAUGGAGUUGCCAAAGGAUUGGAUUACCUCCACCGCAAUGGCGAGCAAGUCAUUGUGUGGGCUUCCAACGUGCUCUUGGACGAGAGCUACAAUGCUCUUGUGUCGAGCUGGGGUCACAACAAGGUGCUCGCGGACGAGCUCGUCUAUGCCAACAUCAAGACAUCGGCAAUGCUGGGCUACUUGGCACCCGAGUAUGGAGUGAUCGGCCACCUCCACGAGAAGAGCGACGUGUACGCGUUUGGGAUCUUGCUGCUGGAGCUCCUCACGGGACGCAAGCCCAUGUACGCGGACGGCAGCAGCUUGUCGGUCACCAAUCUCGCCAACUUUGUGAGGCCGCUCUUCGACUCCGGCCAUCUCGACACCGCCAUCGAUCCGUCGUUGGGGACCAAGUUUUCGGCGACUGGUGCGAUUGGUAUGGCCAGCAUCGCCUUCUCGUGCGUGGCGCCAGUGCCGCAGCUGCGGCCAAGCAUGGGACAGGUCGUGCAGAGGUUGUAUGAGAUCGAGACUCUGGCCGAUGGUGGAGGAGGAGCUUCCGCCACUGCCGACGCAGGAUUCUCGUCUUCCGGAGAGGAGUGUCCCUCGUACCCGACCCGGCAGCAGGCUGCGUACGCGGAGAUGCUGGACUAUGGACGCUAGCAAGCUUCUCUAACGUCAAGCUAGCUCUAGGAGAUCAUCGAACGAAAGAACACGCACUCACUCACACAACUUUGUGUUGUCUGUAACUUGUACCAUGAAUCCUUGCUCUAACAGUUUGCAUUGAUCGA
This is a messenger RNA of Selaginella moellendorffii, 2437 nucleotides long. Its product is annotated as probable LRR receptor-like serine/threonine-protein kinase At4g30520. The record is from RefSeq and is a predicted model, not a curated record. Gene Ontology annotation, biological process: protein phosphorylation. The coding region runs from base 24 to 2309 and encodes 761 amino acids. NCBI's taxonomy places the organism in Eukaryota, Viridiplantae, Streptophyta, Lycopodiopsida, Selaginellales, Selaginellaceae. Gene Ontology annotation, molecular function: protein binding; protein kinase activity; ATP binding. The transcript is spliced from 4 exons.